Messenger RNA from Stylophora pistillata, 638 nucleotides. RefSeq lists its product as uncharacterized. The record is from RefSeq and is a predicted model, not a curated record. Lineage: Eukaryota; Metazoa; Cnidaria; Anthozoa; Scleractinia; Pocilloporidae.
UUUUAUGAACCGAGGUCCAUCUAGUUACUUGUACUUAUCCGAAGCAAUUAAGUAGGGCAUACUGGCCGUCAGUCCCUUUGUAAGGGUUCAUUUAAAGACUAGCGCUAUUGAUCCAUUUGUAAAACCUCAAGGACUGACACAUGCAAAAUAGAUAACUGGUUACUUGCAAUGUUCACUCUUCCUAUGAUUGUAACCUUUUCAUCAGAGGAUCAAGUCAUUUUAGAAAGACAGCCAACACCAUCAAACACCUGGUUAUGGAAUCCAUCGAAGCCGUCAUCAGCAGCUGGCUGACCUUCUGGGAUUGCCCAGAAGGGACAUACAACGACGGAAAUGGCUUUGAUUGCACAGUUCCAGGUAAACCAGAAGUGUUCGUCGAACAACCGAAAACGGCUGUUGUUGUAUCUUGGAAAAUUAAGGACAAGAACGGUAUCCUUAAAGAGUACUACGUGACUUCUGUGAGAAAGGAUGACUUGUCAAAAACCCAGACUCUUGUUACCAAGAAAAUGGAAAUGCAGUUUGAUUUAAAGGCGGAAAAAACUUAUGAAUUCCAGAUGGUCAUACGGCAUAGUAAUGCGGGAGGUGUUUACGAUUGCGUUGAGGGAGUUUGGCCGAAGCUACGUGAAAAAGUUCGUGACUAA